Salvelinus namaycush (lake trout) is the source of this 8220-nucleotide messenger RNA. It is a transcript of the gene cdk16, whose product is annotated as cyclin-dependent kinase 16. The transcript has 17 exons. The record is from RefSeq and is a predicted model, not a curated record. Gene Ontology annotation, cellular component: synaptic vesicle; cytoplasm; nucleus. Bases 360 to 1946 code for a protein of 528 amino acids. Gene Ontology annotation, molecular function: protein kinase activity; ATP binding. NCBI's taxonomy places the organism in Eukaryota, Metazoa, Chordata, Actinopteri, Salmoniformes, Salmonidae. Gene Ontology annotation, biological process: protein phosphorylation; exocytosis; neuron projection development.
ACCUCUCCAAUCAGCCGGAGUGAGUGACUCCAGAAUCUAUUCGCAGCUGCUCUACUACCCUCCGCAUUUGGAACUGAACAGCUGCUAAAACGUUUGAACAUUUUUUCAGAAUGCGAACAGGGCAUGCUGUCAGACAGGGGCGAACCGGUGCUGUAUCUCAACCAGCAGAAUAAUGGCUGAGGACUAUUGGGAGAGCACACUGGCUUUGGGAUAUUUUUGCUAAGAUUACAAGGGCAUACGGGAUCUCGCGUCCUCGGAGAGCUUGAAUUGUGGCUACCCCUCCGCCCUCUGCGUCUCGGCCCCCGCCCUCCGCGUCUCGCCCCCCACCCUCCGCAUCUCGCCCCCCGCUGCCCCCUCUGAUGGACCGCAUGAGGAAGAUCAAGCGGCAGCUGUCCCUCACCCUGAGGGGGGGCAACAGUGGGGAUAAGACCAGCGAGACCAUCAGCCCUCAGGACACAGCGCACAGUCACAGUGACUCCGAGACCAUGUCAGUGCGGGGCAGUGGCACUGGCAGUUUGCGGGGUUCAGUGCGAGGCAGUGGUGGUGGAGGCUCGUUCAGCAUGCACUCCCUGCUCCAGUCGUACGGCUCCGCCCUGCGCCGACCACGCAGCCUGGGCCGCAGCCUCAGCUCCUAUCUCAACCACACCACACGCCUGGAGAUAGUCCAUGAAGAUGUGAAGAUCGGCUCUGAUGGGGAGAGUGACCAGGUCUCGGCCACCUCUUCUGAUGAAGUACACAGUCCUGUCAGGGUCCGCCUCAGGAACAACUCUGUACGCAAGAUAUCCACCGAGGAUAUAAACAAGCGGUUGUCCUUGCCUGCGGACAUCCGUCUCCCAGAUGGCUACCUAGAGAAGUUCUGUCUGAACAGUCCUCUUUUUGACAAGCCUCUGAGCCGGAGGCUAAGGAGAGUCUCCCUGUCAGAGAUUGGCUUUGGGAAGCUGGAGACCUAUGUGAAGCUGGAUAAGCUAGGAGAGGGAACCUAUGCCACGGUAUACAAAGGGCGCAGCAAGCUGACUGACAACCUGGUGGCUCUGAAAGAGAUCCGAUUGGAGCAUGAGGAGGGGGCUCCCUGCACUGCCAUCAGAGAGGUGUCUCUGCUGAAGGAUCUGAAACAUGCCAACAUAGUGACCCUCCACGACAUCAUCCACACGCAGAAGUCUCUCACGCUGGUCUUUGAGUACCUGGAUAAAGACCUUAAGCAGUAUCUGGAGGAUUGUGGCAACUCUAUCCACAUGCACAAUGUGAAGCUCUUCCUGUUCCAGCUGCUGCGUGGCCUCAACUACUGCCACCGCCGCAAAGUCCUCCACAGAGACCUCAAACCCCAGAACCUGCUCAUCAACGACCGCGGAGAGCUCAAACUGGCUGACUUUGGCCUGGCCCGGGCUAAGUCCAUUCCCACCAAGACCUACUCCAACGAGGUGGUGACGCUAUGGUACCGUCCCCCAGACAUCCUCCUAGGAAGCACUGACUACUCAACGCAGAUAGAUAUGUGGGGAGUGGGUUGUAUCUUCUAUGAGAUGUCUACAGGCCGCCCCCUGUUUCCUGGCUCCACAGUGGAGGAGGAGCUGCACUUCAUCUUUAAACUGCUAGGUACACCCAAUGAGACAUCCUGGCCUGGAAUCACCUCCAACGAGGAAUUCAUCUCGUACAACUACCCCCGGUACAGAGCCGACUCUCUACGGAAUCACACACCAAGACUGGACAAUGAAGGAGUGGAACUGCUGUCCAAACUGCUGCAGUUUGAGGGAAAGAAGCGCAUCUCAGCAGAGGAGGCCAUGAGGCAUCCAUACUUCCACAGUCUGGGAGACCGAGUGAUCACACUGCCUGACACUACAUCAAUAUUUUCACUUCAAGACAUUCAGCUGGAGAAGGAGCCCGGAGGUAGAAGCAGCUCCUUGUCUGAUUCAGUGAACAGCAUAUCUCGACGACAGAGCCUGCUUUUCUGAGUGGAGUGAGAGAAAGACGGACGAACGAGAGGACGGGAAGCUGAGACAUUUCCGUGUGCGAUGAAGGGAUACAUAUUCAUCUUUAUACCUUUUGAAUUGUCAUUGUUGGUCCAUUUAGUGUUGAGAGGUUCACUAGCUGUUUACAUGUAAGACGAGGCUGUUUUUCUUCUUUGUUUGCUCUCAAUAUGCACUCUCUCCUCUAUAUAGAAACGUUUACUGUCAGACACACUUUUACCAUCACGUAUACUGUAAAUGCUGACGGGCAAAGAAAGCCUUACCAUUUUUCCUUGUAUAGCUAACUACUGUGAUCUUUAGUUUACAGGCUGACAUAAUUGCAGUCCUGUAUAAUUAAAUUUAGACAUGUCAGGACAUUCUUUGAAUGCAAUAAUCAUCACCCGUACAUUUUAAUGGAUUUGGACCAAAGUUUUCGACUCACUUAAAUUAUGCACAAUGCUAUUGUAAUACCCCUAGCUAGAACCUUUCAAAUUUGUAUUGUAUAAUACCACAAUGAAGGAAUAAUUUGAAAAAUGACAAGGCUUGAAUAAGUGUUGAUUAGAGUUGUCUUUUAACUGAGGGAGGAAUAAUACGGUGAGGCUGUAGUGUCUCACCUUGGUCUUCCACACUCCCAUUUCCACCACAGCAAGGUAUUUACAGUCUAUCCCUCCCAUUUCCACCACAGCAAGGUAUUUACAGUCUAUCCCUCCCAUUUCCACCACAGCAAGGUAUUACAGUCUAUCCCUCCCAUUUCCACCACAGCAAGGUAUUAGUCUAUCCCUCCCAUUUCCACCACAGCAAGGUAUUACAGUCUAUCCCUCCCAUUUCCACCACAGCAAGGUAUUAGUCUAUCCCUCCCAUUUCCACCACAGCAAGGUAUUACAGUCUAUCCCUCCCAUUUCCACCACAGCAAGGUAUUACAGUCUAUCCCUCCCAUUUCCACCACAGCAAGGUAUUACAGUCUAUCCCUCCCAUUUCCACCACAGCAAGGUAUUACAGUCUAUCCCUCCCAUUUCCACCACAGCAAGGUAUUACAGUCUAUCCCUCCCAUUUCCACCACAGCAAGGUAUUACAGUCUAUCCCUCCCAGCUCCGUAAUCAUUGAAGGGGGAUAUUAGUUUAGUACCAGGUAGAUUAAUCCCAACAGUGGCAUUUGGGGGAAAUCGUCAUGUUGUAUUUAUUUAUUUAUUUUCAUACUGCUGUGCUUGGCUGAUACGGUACAAUGGUUUGAAAGAAAAAUGCAGCACUUCUGUUCUAUUUUCACACCACGUUUUGCAGCUCUCCGAGGAAUCCAUAGCACUUACAGGAAUUCUCCUCAUUCUUGCAGGAAUUCUGGAAUUUGGGGAACCGUUGUACCAAAAACCUGGAGAUGGACUUAUCUUUAUUGAUUAUAUAGACAUGCAUCCAAUACAAAUUGAGCUUCCACAGUGAAACAUCACAACCCUGAUAGGUUUAAUGACUCUUUAGGGCACAGGGUACAGUAUUGUUGGGUGUAAUGUAAUUGUGUUUACACAUCUACCUGUUUGGAGUGAACGAGACAGUCUGCAUAUUGCCCCACUGUGUACAGAGUGAUGUGUGGUCUUCAUUCUGAGGAGAGUGAGAGAGUGCACCAGACACAGUGGCACUACUUUUACAUCGCCUGUAGUUAGCCCACCUAUUAACCAUAGCUGUUGUUCUAAAGCAGUGGUUCCCAACCUUUUAUCGUUUACCUUACCACCAACUGAAAUUUUUCUCUGCCGAAGUACCCCGUGUACAUUUUACCAGUAGGCCUAUGGUCUCAUGAGUCUUCUCAAGUACCCCCUGUGGAUAGGCCAAGUUCCCCUGGUUGGGAACCACUGUUCUAAAGCUCUUCAGUAUGUGGAAUCUGUGAAAACCAAAGUGAACAUGCAUAAAACUGUCAUCUGAAAUUUCUGGCUCGUCAUUUUGAAUGGGGAUAGAUGAUGUGUUUCAAACCUCAAAUAACCAAAGUAUACAUUUUUGGAUUGAGGCGGUAACUUGGAGAGAAAUGCAGUUGGUUAUGAAUUCUCACCAUCUCAACCAUUGGGUUAGUUUGGUGGGUUGGGGUGUGAUCCUAGCAGCGAGAUGUUGUGAACUUAGUAAGUGUGAAUGAGUGAGCGUGUGCUGUCUGGGUGCGUGUGUGUGUGUGAGAGAGUCAGACGGUCAGAGCAGAGGAUAUGUGUCGUGAAGCACGGCAAUGUUAUAUUGUGGAAAAAGAAUAUGGUAUGUUGUAAAUAACCUUAGAUUAUUUUACGGAAAUGAGCAGAGGACUGUGCAAUGAGAUGAGGAUACUCUUCUCAUUGUCAUUUUGAAGAUAAGAAUAUAGUUUUCUUACGAUGAUCAUUGAUUAUAUUGUUAUUGUGUUCUUAUUCUUUUAAUGAGAAAAGGUUUAUUUGUUCAUAGAAUACAUAAUCAGUGUAGAUAUUUGGAUUUUAUGUUUAUAAUUAGUUUUCUCUGAUGGUGAAAGGGGCUCUUCCAUAUACAUUGUCAUAAGAAGCAUGGAUAUGUUGCCAUGGAAGGGCUAAUAGGUUGUGGUCCUGAAGUCGCCUCUUGUCCCAUUUUAUAUUUCGCAAUAACUGUUGUACUCCGCAAUAACAAGUUGUACAGUACGUGAUCCCUGUCCAAAUUUACCAGUGGAUUGAAUACUUUAUAUCUAACACACAAACAAUGAAGUCACAACUUUAAGUAGAACAAAAAAAUACUGGAGACUGUUUUAUUGCCCAUUGUCACUUUUACAUUUGGAUUCAAAUAGUGAGAUUUUGAUAUCACUGUUGACAAAGCGCUUCGUUUUUUUUAUUGAGCCAAGAAACAAGAAACUUCUUGUAGUUUUCAGUAUUGAUAAAACUGUUUGACAUUUCUUUAUAAAGCAAAACAAGUUCAAUUCUAAGGUGUAGUGUAUGUGCCGAGGUUAAGACGGUGUUCUUCAGUUGUCAAGGAGAGUUGAAUUACAGAUUGGACAAUGCAAUGAGACUUGGUUUUGAAGCAACUUUACCAUACAGCCCAGCAUAUCUAAUGGGCAUGUGAUGUGUUGAUGAGGUUGAAAAGGUAUGAACAUGUACUGUAAACUGGUGUGUGUGUAUACAUAUGUAGGUACUGUACUGUAAAACAUACAAUUUGAAAAGGAAUUUAAACAAACACAAGCAAUACAUUUGGCAAAUGUCUGAUGCAGAAGCCUGCCAAACAAGUUGGUGCUCUGAUAGCAUUUAGGAAUGGCAUGUUAUGGGGAGGCUACAGUACACAGCAUUGUGAUAGGAUGUUCUUCCUAUAGUUGGUUGGGAAAACUGGGCCAUAUUCAGUAGGUAUAACACUACAGGAAGUUGCAGAUAUAAAUAGAAUGUAGCCUAUGGAGCAACCAACACAUUAGACUGACAUUUUUCUCUGACACGUUCUUCAUGGCUGCACCUCUGAAUAUGUUUUAGAUCUGUGUGUAUAUUGUAUGAAUAUGUAAAUGCUCAAGAUGUCUUGUGAAGAGAAUGUUUUGGUUGAUAGGCUCCGUCCACUGUGUGUCAAAACUGGAUUUGAAUAUUCAAAAGCUCUUUGGAUUGCGGCAAUAGUUAUUAUUUUUCCCAUCUGAGCAGCGGUUUGGAAAGGACUACAGUGUAAAUUGUCAAGUGAAAUACCACACCAUCAUGAACCUGUGGUUAUAUCGGUGACACACUGAAAUACCACACCAUCAUGAACCUGUGGUUAUAUCGGUGACACACUGAAAUACCACACCAUCAUGAACCUGUGGUUAUUAUAUCGGUGACACACUGAAAUACCACACCAUCAUGAACCUGUGGUUAUUAUAUCGGUGACACACUGAAAUACCACACCAUCAUGAACCUGUGGUUAUUAUAUCGGUGACACACUGAAAUACCACACCAUCAUGAACCUGUGGUUAUUAUAUCGGUGACACACUGAAAUACCACACCAUCAUGAACCUGUGGUUAUUAUAUCGGUGACACACUGAAAUACCACACCAUCAUGAACCUGUGGUUAUUAUAUCGGUGACACACUGAAAUACCACACCAUCAUGAACCUGUGGUUAUUAUAUCGGUGACACACUGAAAUACCACACCAUCAUGAACCUGUGGUUAUUAUAUCGGUGACACACUGAAAUACCACACCAUCAUGAACCUGUGGUUAUUAUAUCGGUGACACACUGAAAUACCACACCAUCAUGAACCUGUGGUUAUUAUAUCGGUGACACACUGAAAUACCACACCGUCAGGAACCUGUGGUUAUUAUAUCGGUGACACUGAAAUACCACACCAUCAUGAACCUGUGGUUAUUAUAUCGGUGACACACUGAAAUACCACACCGUCAUGAACCUGUGGUUAUUAUAUCGGUGACACACUGAAAUACCACACCGUCAUGAACCUGUGGUUAUUAUAUCGGUGACACUGAAAUACCACACCAUCAUGAACCUGUGGUUAUUAUAUCGGUGACACUGAAAUACCACACCGUCAUGAACCUGUGGUUAUUAUAUCGGUGACACUGAAAUACCACACCGUCAUGAACCUGUGGUUAUUAUAUCGGUGACACACUGAAAUACCACACCGUCAUGAACCUGUGGUUAUUAUAUCGGUGACACACUGAAAUACCACACCGUCAUGAACCUGUGGUUAUUAUAUCGGUGACACACUGAAAUACUGCACCGUCAUGAACCUGUGGUUAUUAUAUCGGUGACACUGAAAUACCACACCGUCAUGAACCUGUGGUUAUUAUAUCGGUGACACACUGAAAUACCACACCGUCAUGAACCUGUGGUUAUUAUAUCGGUGACACACUGAAAUACCACACCGUCAUGAACCUGUGGUUAUUAUAUCGGUGACACACUGAAAUACCACAGAUAUAUGGCUGACUGUUGAGAGCACCCUUCUGGGUAGCGAUACACAAUCUUCCAGGACUUGUCAGAUGGACUAGAUACAGCAAAAAACAGAGCUUGGCACAUUUGCUUUAUGGAAGCAAAAUAAUUCACGCAAAUGCUUUAUUUCUUCACAACUACAUACAUUUAGUCAGACAAUAUAAGAAAAUAUUUAGUCACUGGCCAAUGUAAUGUUUGCUCCUGUUUAUCCACUCUUUUGAGUGUCUGAAUCUUUUAAUGUAACUGUACUACAAACACUUAUCCACAAAUAAUGCCAUUCGGAAUAGUAUUUUAUGAAUGUAAUUGUCCUCCUGAGGUUUGAUUUAGCCAAAGUUUCACUUCAAUUAAAUGGGCGUGUAUCAAUGUUCUUCAGCACAUCACGAUUCCAGCUCACCCCAGUGAAUUGGGAGGAUUAAUUAUACUAUAGACAGAUUAUUUUGAUUCAUUUAACACAACCUGAGGAACUUGGUUAUAUGAGCUGUUAGUAUAUUCCCCAUUAAAACAAAACAUUUACAAACCACAAUUUUGAACAGAUGAUUACAGCAUUGGUUGUGUAAUUCUCCUUUUAUAAAAAAAAUAUUUUGGUGAUAUAACGCUAUGUUAUAUUGUCCGCAUCUGUACAUUUCUAAUUUUAUUACCUUUUGACUGGAUUUAUUAAGAUAUUUCAUAGUCUCUACCGGUUGAUAUACUGUUAAUCAACAAAAAAUGUGUACCACACAGCUAUAAAUGCACGCCUCAAUGUGUAUUGUAAAAGAGCUUUGCUUUUGGCUGCCAUCAGCUUUUGCCUCAGUCCAAUACCAAAGUUAUCUGCAAUAUUGCAUGAUAUGAUUCUUCCGAACUUUGCUCAGAAGCUGUCAAAUUGCUCUGUGUGUCUUUAAGUCAGCCAUUUCCUUCCAAGUAACUGCAAACUAUAAAUUGCUUUAUUGAGUCCACAUACAGUGCUGUGAAAGUCUUUGCCCCUUUCUGAUUUUCUCUAUUUUUGACAUUGAAUGUUACCGGAUCUUUUAUCUGGUAACAUUCACAUUUUAUGUUGCUGAGUUAAAGCAGUUCUGCAUGGAAGAGUGGGCCAAAAUUGCCCCACAGCGAUGUGAGAGACUGAUCAACAACUGCAUGAAGCGAUUUGUUGCAGUCAUUGCAGCUUAAGGUGGCACAACCAGUUGUUGACUGUAAGGUGGCAAUUACUUUUUUACACAGAGGCAUUGAGUGUUUCAUAACUUUAUUAAAUAAGUAUAAAAUUGUUAUUUGUGUACACAGGUUUUGGUUGAAGAUCUGAUAACAUUCAAUAUCAAAAAUAUGCAAAAAUGUAAAGAAAUCAGAAAAGGGGCAAAUACUUUUUCACUGCACUGCACUUGUUACAAUUUAAGUAUGGAAAAGUAUCUUGAAUAUAUAAAUGUUGUAAGAUGUUAAUUCUAUGUAUUCAAAAAUAUAUAGCUCA